AUUUCGAAUUCCUGGAUCCGCCAAUAGAUGACACGAAGUUUAGCUAACUGAUAUGUACAGUGUUCUUCGACGAUAAUACAGUAAUAGUCUUGUUGCAACAGCCAAUGUCAGUAACAGUCAAAUAGCCUCUUGUCUGUAAGUCUGAAAUCCCAUACUUUAUUUCUAGUUCUAAAUGCUUCAUAUAUUUAAAUAUUUUAAAAUGUUACAAAUUGUACACUUCAAAUUUUUGAAAUUUCAGAGUGUUCUAAAAAAAAAUUGAACGUCAGUCACAAAUUCCCGGGUGUGAUAAUAUUUGAUUUCUAAAAAUCGAAAUGCUUCGUAUGUUUCAACAUUUUACAUUGUCAAAUUAUGAUACAUCAAAAAUCGUUUUUUAAGUUUGAGAGUGCUAUUCCGAGCGUCAAGAAGUGCUAAAUUCUUUUAAAAAUCGCAACCUCACCCCUAACCAUGGUGGGGAUGAGAGUUGGUGUGGACUCUCCUGCCUGACCAAUACUUUAUAAGUGCUUCUGAAGGUACAGUAUAUCCGUAGAACUUCCCCCUACCCUAUGCUCUCAGGGCAAUCACCCUUACUAAGAGUUACUAAUGCAUAAUUAAUAGAUUAAGAAAUUGAAAUUACAAUGGAUCUGAAUCUGAUAAGCGCAACAAAUAGCCAAAUAAACUGGAUACAUUUCCGGGAGUAAUAAUCUUCCAGUUUGUUGACGCUUUUAACUCAUUUCUAAUUUUGGUUUGUUUCGUUCGUUGUUAAAUUGACAUAAGAUUGUAAAUGCAUCUUCGAAACCGGUUGAAAAUAAAUUUUUAUCAAUUAAUAGCUGUUUGAAUUGAUAAGAAAAGCAUCACUUUGAGGUAAUCGCCUGUAAAUACGUAAUAAAAAUCGUAUAUAAUGUAAAAUGUGUUUUGCGUAAACUCACUCUACUCUAGGCUACAACACCACCGAAAGACAACAUGCUAGGUUUAAUUGUUUGUUUCUUGGCUUUCGUGUCCUCGUUGAAUUAUGUUAAAGAAUAUUGCCGGCAUCUCAUUCAGUAGUGUGCAUUUGAUUGGUCACAGCCUAGGAGCUCACAUAGCCGGAUAUGCUGGGGAGAGGCUAAAUGGACUUGGGCGUAUUACUGGCUUGGAUUCAGCUGGGCCGUACUUUGAGUACACAGAACCAAUUGUAAGAUUGGACCCAACUGAUGCUGUAUUUGUAGAUGCCAUUCAUACUGACACAAAUUCAAUCUUCCGGUUAGGUUUUGGAAUACAAAAGGCAGUGGGGCAUCUGGACUUUUACCCCAAUGAUGGACAUGAUCAGCCAGGAUGUGAUGGGAGCACAUCCAGAAACAUAAGCGACCAAGGGCUUAUAGAGUACGGCAUAGAUCAAAUUAGCUGUAAUCACAUGAAAGUACUCGACUAUUUCACGGAAUCAACAGACGACCACCGUCAGUUCCGUGCGUUUAGUUGCCAAGACUACGAGAGCUACAUUGACGGAGCAUGCUUUGUCUGCGGAGCUAACGGUUGCCCACGAAUGGGUCUACAUGCAGAUGAAUACACACCUAGCAACCAACGUGUUGUUGCUUUCUUACGGACUGUGGCUGAGAAACCAUAUGCAGCUACCGAUGUGACGGUUGAGGUUUCCAUGGCAAAUAAGCCCGACGGUGGCCAAUACAAAGAAAAGGGUAGUCUUCAGAUUACAUGGCUGGGAUCAAACGUCAUCACGCCUGUUAAAUCAUUGAGUCAAACAGAAAAAUUUGAAUCUGGCCAAACCUACACAUAUUCCACGGUUAUUCCUGAGAAUCUAGGAGACAUUGAGGGUAUUAAAUUGUGGUACAGCGACUCAACAUGGAAGCCAUGGGGAAAGCCAAGGAUAUAUAUUGAUGUAGUGAAUGUCGUUGAUCAUUCGGUCGGUAAAAGGGUCAUUUUGUGCGGCUCAGGGGUGGAGAUCAAACCAGGAAAAGCAGUGACACUGCUACCGAGUCCAUCGUGUUAAAGUGCAACAUGAAUAUUCAUUAAGUUGGUCUAUGGAUGGAAGAAAUAUUUACAGAGACGAGAAUUACUUGAAAAUGCUUAACAUAUUUAGAAAUAUUUAAUUUUAGAGUUAAAUUUUGAUUAUUGUAUUUACAUUUACUUUACAGUCGAAUAAGUAAUCACAGAUCUCACCAAUGGACAAUUAAGUAGCGUCAAUCCACCUUAACCAACCAACCAAUCAGGAAAUGUCCAUUUAUUAGGGAGUUUUCGAUGCACGACGGUAACCUUAACUUUAACGUUAGUACCCAACAUGCAGCGCGAUAGCUCCGCCCCUUUUGUAAACAAAUCGCGUGCGCAAACUCGUAACUAACGUACAUCGAGCACGUAAAAUCCUGAAAUUAAUGUACUCCGCAACGCAAAAUGAUAAAUUAUGACAUCACCCGUUAACGUUAAGGUUAACGUUGUGCGGCGAAAACUGCCUAUUAUAGCACGGUCUCCCUUCAGUCACUGCUACGAUGAUUUAUUUAACAAUUUUUUUUAUUUUAUGAUAUCAGGCCUAAAAAAAACCUGUUGUUUAUGAGGUGCCAUACGCAGCAAAAGUCCAUGUUAAAAUUUUUAUUCGUCGAGAGUCCUAUCGCCGACAGUCGUGUCAGAAUCGGGGUACCUUUCCGAUUGUGCAAGGCAGCUAGCAACGCACCCUGAUUCGUCUGCGUCUGCAACGCAUUCGGGAAAGUUGAACCAGGUUCAACCUUCCCGAUAGCUGUCGGCCACUGUCGCCGAUAGGGUGAGCGAUUAUAUGGAAACCGAGCUUUACCCUGACUAUCGCACAUAAUGUGUUCCCUGAGUGGGCGGGGUCAUGGGAGGAAAACCUAAUGUUUGCUUGUUCCGUUUGGAAGAUUAUUUUAGACGUGGGGGGGGGGAGUGGUUUGCAGUUAGUCUUGGGGUUCUCCUAGCUUCGCAGAGUUUUGUUUUUUCUAGAUGCUGAGAAAUGCACUUACGUGCAUUACGAGACUUCUAUUGAUGAAUGAAUACACACUGAAUUAAUAGAUUUUUCCCCAUUUUAGCAUGG
This is a messenger RNA of Anneissia japonica, 3007 nucleotides long. RefSeq names its product pancreatic triacylglycerol lipase-like. Lineage: Eukaryota; Metazoa; Echinodermata; Crinoidea; Comatulida; Comatulidae. The coding region runs from base 989 to 1960 and encodes 323 amino acids. Gene Ontology annotation, molecular function: lipase activity; protein binding. The record is from RefSeq and is a predicted model, not a curated record. The transcript has 8 exons.